AUGUUUUGCUCGUGUCUCGAGAUUGUUUUUUUCCUUGCCGGAAGACAUCAUUCUCAAUUUCCAUCGUUACCGGACGAAAAUGAGACGAACAAAUCAUCAGACUCUCCUCCGACAGUAUUUUCAUCGUUACCGGACGAAUUAAUUCUCAAUUGUUUGGCUCGUGUCUCGAGAUUCUACCGUCCAUCUCUGUCCUUGGUCAACAAGGAAUUCCAAUCUCUCAUCGCUUCUCCUGAUCUCGAGGCCACGCGCUCCCGCAUAGGAGUAACAGAGAAUCACCUCUAUGUCUGCUUGGAGUCGAAUAAGAACAACCCUAAUCCUCGCUGGUUCACACUUGCACCAAUUCCCAAAGAACAGAAAGUGAAACCUAUCAUCCCUUCGUUUCCUUAUCAACAUCCCACAUCAUCAACUUUUGUCUCUAUUGGCUCAGAGAUUUACAUCAUCGGAGGCUUCGUUAAGCGAAAGAGAAGCAGGAGAGUCUUGGUUCUCGAUUGUCGAUCUCAUCAAUGUCGUAGGCUCCCCAACAUGGCUCUACCUCGAGUUUCUGCAGCCGCUGAUGUCAUCGACGGUAAGAUCUACGUGGUUGGAGGAUCAAAGUCUAAAAAUAUCGACAAUUGGGGAGAAGUUUUUGAUCCAGAGACCCAAACGUGGGAGCCAAUAUUUCCCACAACAGUUGAUCUCACCACUCAAAAGAGUGUGUUUCCAGGUAAAUUGGUUAUGGGUGGGAAAGUUUAUGACAUGGAUGGGUUGAAAGUUAACUUGAACCUGAAUAGUUGCGUGGUAGAGAUAGACAACAUGAUGUGCCAAAUAUCAGUUUGCAAAGGGAUACUAGUUUGGUAUGAUUCAGAGGAAGAUUUGGUGUGGAAUAAGUCGAUGGUGUUUGACCGUCUAGGUCUCGAUUGGACUAAGGAAGGUAAAACGGAGAUUUGGUGUGCCGAGAUAUCGUUGGAGAGACGCGGUUUUGGAGAGCUUUGGGGAUUCGUCGAAUGGUCAAAGAAAGUGUUUACUUAUGACGGAUGUGAUUCUCCUUCAGAUUUCUUUUUGCAUUCCGCUAUUGUGACUUAUUGA
Molecule: messenger RNA, 1065 nt
Organism: Arabidopsis thaliana (thale cress)
Lineage: Eukaryota; Viridiplantae; Streptophyta; Magnoliopsida; Brassicales; Brassicaceae
Product: Galactose oxidase/kelch repeat superfamily protein
Exons: 2
Coding region: 1-1065 (354 amino acids)
Source: RefSeq, marked reviewed